Messenger RNA from Mus caroli (Ryukyu mouse), 1090 nucleotides. RefSeq names its product UDP-GlcNAc:betaGal beta-1,3-N-acetylglucosaminyltransferase 4 (gene B3gnt4). Gene Ontology annotation, cellular component: Golgi membrane. Gene Ontology annotation, biological process: protein O-linked glycosylation; poly-N-acetyllactosamine biosynthetic process. Lineage: Eukaryota; Metazoa; Chordata; Mammalia; Rodentia; Muridae. The record is from RefSeq and is a predicted model, not a curated record. Gene Ontology annotation, molecular function: N-acetyllactosaminide beta-1,3-N-acetylglucosaminyltransferase activity.
CCUCAGGGGAGCUUAGGGCUUCGACUAUGUUGCCCAGGUUGGGCUGUGUGCUGUUCUGCAGUCUUGUGGUACUACUGCUCAGCUGCCUGCUCCUUCUGAAGGAGCGCAUACCAGCAGGCAGCUCCAAGGCCCACCAGCAGUUCUUGGCACUGCCAAGGUCCCACCAUAGCCAGUGUUCACCCAACCUAACAGUUGUUAACACCUCCCUGUCCCUGCCCAGCCGUCAUCGCCUCUUCUUAACCUAUCGACACUGCCGAAACUUCUCCAUCUUGCUGGAGCCUUCGGAGUGUGCCAGGGACACCUUCUUGCUCCUGGUCAUCAAGUCACAGCCUGCUCAUAUUGAACAGCGUUCAGCCAUUCGAAGCACUUGGGGUCGGGCUGGGAGCUGGGCUAGGGGCCGGCAGCUGAAGCUGGUGUUUCUCCUGGGGGUAGCAGGACCUGUGCCCCCGGCCCAGCUGCUGGCCUAUGAGAGCUGGCAGUUCGAUGACAUCUUACAGUGGGACUUUGCUGAGGACUUCUUCAACCUGACUCUCAAGGAGCUGCAUGUGCAGCGCUGGAUCGCAGCCGCCUGCACACAGGCCCACUUCAUACUAAAGGGAGAUGAUGACGUCUUUAUCCAUGUUCCCAAUGUGCUCGAGUUCUUGGAGGGCUGGGAUCCGGCCCAGGACUUCCUAGUGGGGGAUGUCAUCCGCUUGGCCCGGCCCAACAGGAACACCAAAGUUAAAUAUUUCAUCCCAUUUUCCAUGUACAGGGCCCGCCACUACCCACCUUAUGCAGGAGGAGGAGGCUAUGUCAUGUCCCAGGCUACUGUGAGGCAUCUUCACACGGCCAUGGAGGAGGCAGAGCUCUUUCCCAUUGACGAUGUCUUUGUGGGGAUGUGCCUGAGGAAGCUGGGGGUGACUCCCAUACACCAUGCUGGCUUCAAGACAUUUGGAAUCCAACAGCCCCUCAAUCCCAGGGACCCUUGUCUGUACAAAGGGCUCCUGCUGGUGCACCGUCUAAGCCCCUUGGAGAUGUGGACCAUGUGGGCACUGGUGACAGAUGAGAGGCUCAAGUGUGCAGCUACCCACAAGCCCUAGCCCCGAGGGGU